UAUUUAUUCCCCUUGGGUGAAGAUAGGAGUAAAAAAAACCCACACCGCUUUCUAAGACAAAAUAGCACUUUCCAGCUUGCCUAUGAACAACACUGAUUUGAAGCAGGCACAGUCUACGUUACUCAGUGCAGUGCUGAGUCAGAUGGAGAAUUGCUGGGAAGUCAGCACAGCUGAGCAAGCUUCUAAGGCGACAUCAUCCUCUACGAACUGUAUUUAGUUGGUAAGUACGGUAGGUGCACCAUCAACUACCAGGUACAACUACAGCCAAGAGUUCAGGCUGCCGUGCUGUCAGGCAGCAGUGGAAUCACGCUGCUGUAUUCAACGUUAUUUCAGCCCCGACGUUCUGACCCCGACUUUUCCUCAUCGUUUAACACCUAUAGUUGCCGAUAACACACACAAUUUUAAAAAACAACCCUAUUAGCUCCGUUCACCUCACACUAUUUUAGGGACUGGAGACGGCCACCCUGCUCCGCCGUGCCGCGCCUACCGGCAGCGAGCGGCCGCGGCCCUCCGCAGCCGCCCCGAUCUCGGCCGCCCCCUCCUCCAUUUCGCGGCCGGGCGCGGCUCGGCGGAAGAUGGCUCCCCGCCUCCCGGGGCUGGGGGCGGGCCGAGGCGGUGGCUUCGUGUCCGGGCGGUGCCAGACGCCAAGUCCGUCGGUGGCUGUGCAGGCUGAAGGAGCGGCAGCCCGGCGCUUCACCAUGACGGCGGCCAUGAGACAGCGCUUCGACCGCUUCCUGCGCGAGAAGAACUGCAUGACCGCCGUGCUCGAGCGGAUCGAGAGCAAGACCGGCGUCGACCGCGCCUACAUCGCCAUCGCUGUCCUGGGAGCGGUGGCCGUGUACCUGGUGAUCGGCUACGGCGCCUCGCUGCUCUGCAACAUCAUCGGCUUCGGCUACCCAGCCUACGUGUCAAUCAAGGCCAUUGAAAGUCCCAACAAAGAUGAUGACACACAGUGGCUGACUUACUGGGUUGUGUAUGGUGUUUUCAGCAUUGCAGAAUUCUUCUCUGAUAUCUUUCUGUCCUGGUUCCCUUUCUACUACAUGCUGAAGUGUGGCUUUCUGCUCUGGUGCAUGGCUCCAAGUCCCUCUAAUGGAGCGGAGUUCCUCUAUCACCGAAUCAUCCGGCCUUUCUUCCUGAAGCAUGAGGCUCAACUGGACAAUGUUGUCAAAGACCUGAAAGACAGGGCUGCAGAGACUGCAGAUACCAUUGCUAAAGAAGGUUACAAAUUACUUGUCUGAGACCAACAAGGAACUUGCCCUAUGCUGACUCAAACAACUCAAGCAGAAAACAUCGCAAGAAGAGGAGCAAGGAGAAGGAUGGAUCAAGUCUUGCAGAGGCAGAGUGGCAGCACGCUUUUCUAUACUUCCUCUUACAGAUAGCAUGUUUCCUCCUACAGCUGAAAAGCAUCAGCUUGAGUAACUCCACACACUGAAAAACACUGGUCUGAGCAAGUCAUUGAAGAGGGUGCAUAAUCACUGGAGACUCUUGCUGAAGACUCCUGAAUCUUAUAGAACAUCUAACUGCAGAGACAUGGGGGAGCUGACAUCCCAGCAGCAAUCCUGGACCAACUGUACUAUAUAAAAGUGUUUAUGCACAUUAAUCUCCAUUGACUCACCACCCACACAUCAAGACCAGAUCUAAGAAAUGGUGGAAUACUUAAUUUCUCUCUCUUUUCUUCUCUUUCCUCUUGAUCAUCUUCUACUCAUUUUUCUUUAGCAGCCAUUGCCUAAACUUGCCUUAGAGUAGUUGAUAAGGAAAAAACACUCAGGCCAAGUACCCUAUCCAUAAUGCUUAUAAUUGCUGUUAAAGUAUUACCUAAUUUUGCCUCAGAGUAGUUAAUUGUUGUUAGAAAGCUCAAUAAACUGUAUUGUAUUUUUCCUCUGAGUCACUGUCUGACUACUGCAGGGAGUGCCCUAUUCAGGGAUUCCAGAGCCUAACCUUCCUUAUAAGCUUCUGAGUGGGAAGAGGCAGUACUAUAUAAGUCAUUUCUCUAAAAGCUUUUAAAUCUGAGACUUUCCAACACUAACCAAACCAGAUUCAAGACUUCCUUUUCAAUUCACCAAACUAGACAACAGGUCUUCCGCUGUCACUUCAUUGUCAUCUUGCACUCUUGCUUCCCUCUCUUGGUCUUCCCUCUCCACAGAGCAGCAGUAACUAAUAACCUCUGAGCGCUUCGUUGUUUCCAGUAACUAAGCCUUCAGCUGCUUUCAGCAGUGUCCAUGCUGUUGUUUCUGCCAUGUGGCAUUCCAUCGAGCCAGAGAGCAACUCCCUCAACACAGAAUGGCUUAGGUUGGAAGGGACUUAAAGAUCGUUUAUUUCCAACCCCCUGUACUAGGCAGGGUUGCCAUAUCUAUGUGUUUUAUAUCUCUUUUUUUAAUCUCUCUUUGAUAAUUUGAGAACAGAGAGUUUAAAAAGUUAAAUUCAGUUCAGUUAUCUUAAACAGUUAAAAUACUAACCCUGCAGUAUCUCUGACUUCUUCAAAUAAGCUGCAGAGGAAAAGUUAACACUUUUGACAAAAGCAUUCAAGAAAAUAUUUCAAAAUUACUGUGCCACCUUUAUUAAUACAUUGACAAUCAUAAAAGAUGAUUAGGAAGGAAAGUUUACAAAGUCAUAAUUUUACUGAUUUACAUUUUUUUUUUAUUGGUGA
Phasianus colchicus (ring-necked pheasant) is the source of this 2647-nucleotide messenger RNA. RefSeq names its product receptor accessory protein 5 (gene REEP5). Lineage: Eukaryota; Metazoa; Chordata; Aves; Galliformes; Phasianidae. The record is from RefSeq and is a predicted model, not a curated record.